This is a messenger RNA of Haemonchus placei, 783 nucleotides long. The record is from the annotation of a GenBank genome assembly. Lineage: Eukaryota; Metazoa; Nematoda; Chromadorea; Rhabditida; Trichostrongylidae.
AUGCGGUGCAGACGUCAAGAUCAACGCUUUCACAGCAUACAGUAUAUACAACUUAACCAAGCAAACUUUCCGGAGUUCAAUUACUUUGGUACGUACUUAUAGGAUAGCAAAGUAAUAAGAAGUCCCGGAAGUACAUACAUCACAAUGCGUCGUAAAGACCAUAUAGCUAGAGACUCCUGCUUAUUAACGGGUUCCCCAAGGCGAGGUGUGAAUUUCAUGUCCGUUCUUUCAUGCGAGCUGCUAGAUCGGGCUUCACGAUGUCCGCUUACUCGUUUCAUCACCUCACUGAUCGAUCUUGUUUGCAUAACCUUCUUACCAUCUGCGUAAUAAAAGCGCCCUGAUGAAAGCUGAUAUACCUCUUCGACUCUAUCUCUAACAGAGAUUACGGCGAUAUAAAGAGAUGAAUGGCUGCGCCAUUCCUCAUGGUAUACAGGAUGAAAUCGAAGGUGACAAAUGUCUUCGUCAAGAGCAGGGACGAACUCUCUGCUCACACAAAAUUCAAACUGCUUCCGCAUGGUUUUCCGUGCUUCCUCAGACCAUUCGCAACCGAUGAUCAAUUCAUUGAUCGAAGAAGCGAGCUCUGCUGGUACCAUGUUCGCUUUACUCUCCCUUUCUUCUUCUGGUACCACUCUGCUAUCCAAAAUGAAGAAAUUACAGCACGGUUUCUCCGGAAUGAUUUUCCACGAUGUUUUGAAGGAAGGAACAUCGUCGCCAGUAAAACUUCUCAGAUGCUCCUGUGUACUUAGCUGGAAAAAUUGUCUUAGUCACUACGGUGAGCUAUAG